UGGAAAAGUACUUCAAGGGCAACAUAGGCCAACAGGUGUGCAAGUCCACAAGGGGGACGGACAUCAUGCCUGUAUCUUGGUCUGCUGUGGUGGGAUGCAGGCCAAAGAUAUGCGGGGAUCAUCCCCAGACUCUGGGACAGAAACGUAAACCAACAAUACAACAGACAGACAGAUCCCUUUGACUGUGGAGACGGGCAGCGUGCUGUCCAAAGACCCGGCCUGACGCACGCAGACGGACAGACAGACAGACAGUCUGAUGCCAACUGUCUCCACUGUCAAUCUCACGGCACCACUCCUCCUCCUGUUGCUAUGGGCAACCCACCCCACCAUGGCAACCAACUGGCUCUCCCUGGCGAGGCUGCCUCGCUCCAGGCCCGUGUCCGGUGCUGCCCCAUGUGCGCGGCUGAGGGGGCUGACCCCGGGGCAGGUGGGGGUGUGCAGGGCGCGAGGGGAGGUCAUGGAGUCCGUACGCAAGGCAGCCGAGACGGUCAUAGAAGAGUGCCAGCACCAGUUCAGGAAUCGACGCUGGAACUGUUCCACCACCCCACGUGGGAUCAAUGUAUUUGGCAGAGUCAUGAAUCAAGGGACUCGUGAAGCGGCCUUAUUGCAUGCUUUGUCCUCAGCAGCCGUGGCAGUGGCUGUGACCCGAGCCUGCACCCGCGGGGAGCUGGAGAGGUGUGGCUGCGACAGGAAGGUCAGGGGGGUGAGCCCCGAGGGUUUCCAGUGGUCAGGGUGCAGUGACAACCUGUCCUAUGGUGUGGCUUUCUCCCAAACAUUUGUGGAUGAACCAGAACGAGCCAAGGGGCUUUCAGCGGGGCGCCCACUCAUGAACCUCCACAACAACGAGGCGGGCCGAAAGGCCAUCCUUCACAACAUGCAGGUGGAGUGUAAGUGUCAUGGCGUCUCCGGCUCCUGUGAGCUGAGGACCUGCUGGAAGGUUAUGCCCCCAUUCAGGCGCGUUGGUUUUGUGCUCAAAGAACGCUUCGAUGGAGCCACGGAGGUCCGCCUGACUCGUAUAGGAUCCAGGACAGCCCUGCUCCCCCGUGACCCGCAGGUCAAACCCCCUGCUGCCAGAGACCUCGUGUACCUUGCUCCGUCUCCCGAUUUCUGCCAUCUAGACCCUGACAACGGUAUCCCUGGGACAGCUGGUAGGAGAUGUAACGGAACCUCUCGGCUGGCACCAGACGGCUGCGAGCUGGUGUGCUGCGGGCCGGGAUACAGAGCAGGCCGGGCUGAGGUGGUGCAGCGCUGCUCCUGCAAGUUUUCCUGGUGCUGCUCAGUCCGCUGCCAGCAGUGCAAGAACACAGUCACCAUUCACACCUGCAGAGUCUAAGAGGGCUCAAACAAGACCAAACCGGCUGAGCAGAGAGAUCCAAACAAACCACGAGACAGACACUCGCGAACACAAGGCGGGAUAAAGACAACGUAGACAGUGCAGCGUUCAUUUAACUCGUUUUUGACUGAAUCAAUGCUGUUAAGUUUGAGGAUUCCGUUGUAAAAGCUGCAAAGUUAGUUAGAGCACAUGUAAAAAGCAAGCAACCAUGACAAAGCAUCAACAGUAAGCAAGGUACAAACAGAAAUCACCGUCAGGUGGGCAGGCACAGACAUGCAUGCACACAAAUACACGUAAACACACUCAGUUAAUCUCGCAUUUAACGGACAAAGCUUUUAAAGCUGUACCUAACCACAACUAACAGGGAAAUAACGCAGAACUAUUCAUAUUUUAUGCAAACUAUUUGCGUCAUAGACUAGCAGGUCUUUGAACAUUUACUGUAUUUAAGUUUAGGUUUAUUUAUUUGUAUAUCCAAGUCUUUGCUUGAGUUCAGCAGGCAUCUUAAAUAGCAAAAAUAACUUCUACUUACAUUAGUGUCUGUCUUGUGUUUGGCCCCUCACCUUCAUGUGAAACUCUCCUGCAUGUUCCUGCACACGCAGUGCUUUUAGGUCUGUUCAUGAAAUCUAAUA
This is a messenger RNA of Anarrhichthys ocellatus (wolf-eel), 1962 nucleotides long. RefSeq names its product wingless-type MMTV integration site family, member 4b (gene wnt4b). Gene Ontology annotation, molecular function: frizzled binding; cytokine activity. Lineage: Eukaryota; Metazoa; Chordata; Actinopteri; Perciformes; Anarhichadidae. Gene Ontology annotation, cellular component: extracellular region. Gene Ontology annotation, biological process: neuron differentiation; multicellular organism development; canonical Wnt signaling pathway. The transcript is spliced from 9 exons. The coding region runs from base 257 to 1333 and encodes 358 amino acids. The record is from RefSeq and is a predicted model, not a curated record.